This is a messenger RNA of Rhagoletis zephyria (snowberry fruit fly), 1174 nucleotides long. RefSeq names its product S-adenosylmethionine sensor upstream of TORC1 (gene Samtor). The record is from RefSeq and is a predicted model, not a curated record. NCBI's taxonomy places the organism in Eukaryota, Metazoa, Arthropoda, Insecta, Diptera, Tephritidae. Gene Ontology annotation, biological process: negative regulation of TORC1 signaling.
UUUUCAUAGAACGAGAAUUAGCUCCCAAAUACAUACUUAAAUAUCCGAUUUGGUAAACCCGUCGAAGUGGCAACCGUCCUUAAUUUGAGAACAGCUGAUUGAUUGAUUUGUUUACUUUUUCUUUUCUUCUGUACUGUUGAUAAAAUUUGCGUGGUAAAUAAAUAAGGAUGGCGAACUAUUUUUGCGACGAUUUAAAGAAAGAACACAUGGAACUUGCGACAAUCAUCAAGGAUUGUCAUGAAAAUUUAAGAACUCAAUCCAAAAUAAAAGGGAUGAAGGAAGCUUGGGAUGAGCAUUUGCAAAAUACUCUUUCAUUGCAGCAGUACUCAUCGGCUAUGUAUCGGUUGGCUUCAAUUUGGGAGACAAAUACUACAAAUCCAAACUUAUUUGCACGCAGCCGUGUCAAAUGGAUAGUUGAUUAUUGCGAAUCGUACUUUUUUACCAAGCGAAUAUUCCUUGAGAAGCGUGAUCGCGAGCAACGUUUAGCCCAGUCCUAUAAUGAUAUUCCGACCGCGGAUAUAAGUCAAGUAAAUAAUACAUUUUCGAAACCUAUCAAUGUUUUAGACGUAGGAAGUUGCUUUAACCCAUUUUCUGGAGAGCCAAAUUUUAAUGUUACUGCGAUUGAUCUAUGUCCAGCCACCACUGAUGUCAUAAAAGGCGAUUUCUUAAAAAUUGUCAUAGAUAAAGGCGAAGAAGUUCUUAUAGAAUGUGGGGAAGUAAAAAGCUUACCGUGUCAAUAUUACGAUUGUGUCAUUUUUAGCCUUUUGUUGGAGUACAUACCUUCACCAGAAAAGCGUAUGCAUUGCUGUCGCAAGGCGUACGAUCUGCUGCGCCCCGAAGGCAUCCUUAUAAUUAUAACUCCGGACUCCCAACAUGUAGGCAAAAAUGCAAAAUUAAUGAAAAACUGGCGUUACACGCUGGGCACUUUGGGCUUUUAUAGAAUUUGUUUUGAAAAAUUACCGCAUAUCACCUGCAUGGUAUUUCGAAAAUCAGUUAAUCCAGCCGUAGCACUACGAUGGGCUGAACUGCAUCGCGAGGAUUAUAUGACAACGACAAUAAAUAUACCACAAGAUGUUAUAAACUAAGAUUAAGUUACUAUCAUAAAGGCAAUAUUUUUCACAAUGUGUGAGGUAAGAAGUUGUAAAAAGAAAAAUAAAGAAAUUUAUAAACUAUA